AUGAUCUUCGGAACGGUACCGAAUUGGGCGAGAAUAGUCCUUCUUGUGUUGAACUGGGGCUCAUUCAUACCCCAGGUCCGCAAGCUCAGACGUAAAAGAGAGAGCUCAGGCGUGUCUCUCACCUACGUUCUAUUUAAUCUCAUCAACGCAACGGAGCAAUUUGCCUUCGCCACUUUCCUCACAGUUAAUGAUCUUGGAGGUCUCCUCGUAGGGAAUGCUCAUUCUAGAGGAGACCAGAUCAACUUGGUCCAGUUUGCGGGCGUUUUCUUCUUGUGGUCGCUGAUCUUCGUAUCAAGCGUCAGAUUCCCUUCUAAUGAUAACCUCCGAGGACUGAAGCUAGCCAUUUGCCCGACCAUUUUUAUCUUGUAUCUCCUGUUCGCCGUUGUCCCGUUAUUCCUUCAGCGUGCCACCCCCAGUCCAGGUGCUCCCGGUGAUGCGCCAUACGAAGGGUGGCUAGUCUCGUGGGCUGUCCUGAUCCACCAAAGCUAUCUAUUCCCUCUCACAUCAAUACUUUGCUUGGCAUCGCUGAUACCCCAGAUGCACUUGAUACAUUCCCGUAGGCGUCGGGGUUCGCUGAGUUUCAAGGGGUUGGGAAUCCAGGGUACGAUCUUUUCUAUCGAAGCGGUGGGAUGGGUCGGAAGACUGGCGUUUCCCUGGGAUGAGUUUAAAGGACAGCCGAGAUUGAAUGUUCUCAUAUUGUGGUAUCAGAGAGUGGGAUGGAUUCCGAUCAACUACGCUUUCAUGGCUCUGGUACAAAAAGCCUUGUUUUGGAUACUUAUCCUGCACAGGCUUCAUGGAAAUGGGAGGUCUCGGGAACGGGAACGCAGACCUCUCUUGGGGUGGUGA
This is a messenger RNA of Clonostachys byssicola, 846 nucleotides long. The record is from the annotation of a GenBank genome assembly. NCBI's taxonomy places the organism in Eukaryota, Fungi, Ascomycota, Sordariomycetes, Hypocreales, Bionectriaceae.